AUGGUCGUAAAGCUUAUCGGUGCCUCUCCUUCUGUCUGUACUCAUGGAGUCGCAGUUGCGCUGAAAGAGAUCAACGUCCCGUACGAGAUCCUGCUAGUCAACUUUGCUCAUAUGAAAAACAAGGACUUCUUAGAGCAAAAGCAAGCCUUCGGUCAAAUUCCCGUCCUUGUCGAGGACGAGGACUGCGGCUUCAAACUCUUCGAAAGCCGCGCAAUUGCGCGUUACUUGAUUGCGAAACACGCCCCAAAUAGUAAGCUUAUCCCAAAAGAGCCGAAGGCUAAUGUGCUAUUUGAACAAGCGAUGUCAAUUGAGAAUAAUGAUUCUCAACGACUUCUAUGCACAUGCCGUCGGGUUGGCUUCAGAAAAGUUCUUCAAACCGUUCCAAUGAGCACACCGCCGAGUACGCCUCUACACUGGCAGAAAAAACUGGAGGGUUAUGAGUGUAUCCUUAGCAAGCAAAAGUACCUUACAGGUGAUGAGCUCACACUCACAGACCUUCUGCACCUCCCAAUUGGUACUCUCAUUACAGAGCAACUAGGCUUCAAGGACUCCAAGCAACUCCUAAGGUAUCAUGCUGGUGGAAUGAUAUUUCAUCUUGCAAGUCUUGGAAGGUGA
This is a messenger RNA of Fomitiporia mediterranea MF3/22, 615 nucleotides long. RefSeq names its product thioredoxin-like protein. The transcript is spliced from 4 exons. The record is from RefSeq and is a predicted model, not a curated record. Gene Ontology annotation, cellular component: cytoplasm. Bases 1 to 615 code for a protein of 204 amino acids. Lineage: Eukaryota; Fungi; Basidiomycota; Agaricomycetes; Hymenochaetales; Hymenochaetaceae. Gene Ontology annotation, molecular function: glutathione binding; glutathione transferase activity.